GGGGAUCGCUGGGGAUCGCUGGGGUGGAUGGCGCCGCUAAGGAACGCUGAGCAGCGAUGGGGAACCGGAGCGGAGCCCGUGGAGAUUCCCCGCCGCGAGCUCUGAAGAGGAUGAGGAAGGACAGCUCUGCAGAGUUCUGACAGAAAUGGUUUUUCCCUGGAAUCUCCCUGGCACUGAAAGAUCUGCAGGAUAAAUCCAGCUUGAGGCAGCUGUGGAAGCCUGGAGAUGAACACAUUUUAUCACUUUUUCUCAAACAUUCUGAGGUGCUGAACAAAUAAGCUGGCUUUGAAUAUGCACCGUGUAGGAGACUCCGUUGUGAUCACAUGGAGCCACGUGUGAUUCCCACUGGGAUUGUUGUUAUCCCUGACAGCGUGGGCAGCAAGGAUCCGAGGAACAGAAGCAAAAUGUUUCUUUCAGUAGCAGAGGGGUUUCUCUGCUGAUCUCCAUGGGAGCCCUGAUGGAUGUGCCAGUGCCUUUCUGUCAGCUUGUGUACCUCACCUUUCUGUCUACAGCUGUUUGCAGCCAGGAUGAAAAAAUAAAACUCCAGAUGGACUCCCACAAUUUCCAGCACAUUUUGUCCUGGCAGGAAAAAGAUGACCCAGCUGUGCCAGCAUCCUACAACGUGCUGUACAAAGACCGCAGGUGGCAGACCUGGUUGAGUGCUCGGCAGUGUUCAGGUAUUGCCCAGCUCUCCUGUGAGCUGACAGAGGAUUUCAAUGACACAUCUGCGGUGUAUUUUUACUAUGUUCAGAGCGUUGGAGGAGCUCAGGUGCCCAGUUCUUAUGUGCAUAAGUUUGAGCCAUUCACUCAGACAAUUCUGGGACCUCCAGAAGUGAGUAUCACUUCCUGUCCAGGCUGCAUCAAUGUCACCAUAAAGCUGCCAACCUCUCACUACAGGGACAAGGGAAAGCUGCUGUCUUUAAUUGAUAUCUAUAAAGAGCUGUAUUAUGAUAUCACCCUGAAAUCACUGGAAGGAGAGCAUAAGAGGCCACGGCAGAACACCACUGAAGAAGUGUUUAGUACUGUCAUUGAAGAAUUGUAUCCUGGCAGGAAUUACUGUGUGUCCGUGGUGGUCACUGCCUCCCUGAACAAACAUUCCAUCCCCUCCCCCUGGAAAUGUGCCACUGCAGACUCACAGCCUCAACAAGGGUAUCAUGAAAUUGCAGUGGCAGGUGCUGUCUGUUUUUCACUGGUAAUUGCUGCAGUCCUGAAGUGUGUGCAUGCAGCAGGUUUCAUUGACCCGAAGAUAUCCCUUCCUCAGAGCUUGGAAUGCAUCAGGCAGUUGGCCUACUCAGCUUGGGUGUAUGAGCCAGAGGACACGGCCUCUGUGGAGAUCAUCCCCAAAGAGGUGAAGAGCAAGGCCAGGGCGUGCAGAGGCAGUGCCAGCGAUGACAGUGACAGCAGUGACAGUGACAGCAGUGCCCCGUGUGACCACAACUACACGAGGCGUGAGGGGCUGGGCAGGGGCAGCGUGCCCCGAGGCUGGCUCACCCCCAGCACCCUGGGGCAGUACUCGGUGAGCAGCAGUGAGCACAGCAGCAGCCAGGCUGGGGACAGCGCGGCUGCUGAGCCACACGAGUCCCAGGAGCAGCAGGGACACCCUGGAGGAGAAGGAGACAUGAGGAGUGAGUUCCUGAGUCCUUUCUCUGAGUCCCAGGGGAACAGCGAGUGCUUCACCAUCAGCUUACAAACGGUGCAGCUGGGAAGCCUGGAGCAGGACGGGCACAGCUCUGCAGCUCCUCCAGCCCAGGAGGAUGAGGGUGACUGGCACUGUGCUCAUGAUCUGCAGGCAAAGCUGCUGGAGGACACGGGAAGUGUGGAGGAUGCUCCUUGUUCUAAUGACUUCCAUGAGUGGCAAGAUUCUUCCUCUUCUGAGGAAAGCAACCCUUCGGACUCAGACACAGAGCAUGGGACAGGGUACAUGAGGAGAUGAAGGAAGAGCUACUUUUACUUUAUUACAGGAACUGAAUUCUGCACUGCACACACAGAUCUUGUCCUUUCAUUAACAUCCUGCAGAAAGAGCUGGGGGUGUUUGUCUGGAGAAGGAUCUGGAGAGACCUUAGAGCUCCUUCCUCUGCCUGAAGAGGCUCUAAAACAGGGGCUUUGGAGAAGGGAUGGAGGGACAGAACAAGAGGGAAUGGCCUCAAACUGACAGAGACCAGUUUUGGAUUAGAAAUUGUUCCCAAUGGGGGUGGGGAAAGACAAAGGGCUGCAGGGCCAGGAGCCAGGGAAUGGCUGCCAGUGGCAGAGGGCAGGGCUGGAUCUUGGGAUCUUGGGCAGGAAUUGUUCCCUGGCAGGGUGGGCAGGGGCUGGGAUGGAAUUGCCAGAGCAGCUGGGGCUGCCCCUGGAUCCCUGGCAGUGCCCAAGGCCAGGCUGGACAUUGGGAGCAGCUGGGACAGUGGAAGGCUGGCCUCUCAACCAGACCACUUUUUCAAUUUUUUUUUUGUUCUUUAUUUCUGUCAUUGGAUUUUUGGGAAGCCUGUUCUGCUGGCUGCAUGCUCUAUUUGUGCAGAGACAGCUGAUCAAGUAGAAUAAUGGGGGCAGAGACAGGAAUACUCAGCUGACAAAAGAGUAGACCGAGGCAUUAGUACACUUUUUGAAUUUAUUUUUAUAUCAUUUUCUACAAUUAACAACUCAUAAUAA
Molecule: messenger RNA, 2643 nt
Organism: Poecile atricapillus (Black-capped chickadee)
Lineage: Eukaryota; Metazoa; Chordata; Aves; Passeriformes; Paridae
Gene: IFNAR2
Product: interferon alpha and beta receptor subunit 2
Exons: 10
Coding region: 446-1933 (495 amino acids)
Molecular function (GO): protein binding; interleukin-22 receptor activity
Source: RefSeq, a predicted model, not a curated record